Scheffersomyces coipomensis is the source of this 420-nucleotide messenger RNA. RefSeq lists its product as uncharacterized. Gene Ontology annotation, biological process: retrograde transport, endosome to Golgi; endoplasmic reticulum to Golgi vesicle-mediated transport. The record is from RefSeq and is a predicted model, not a curated record. NCBI's taxonomy places the organism in Eukaryota, Fungi, Ascomycota, Pichiomycetes, Serinales, Debaryomycetaceae. The coding region runs from base 1 to 420 and encodes 139 amino acids. Gene Ontology annotation, cellular component: endoplasmic reticulum; Golgi membrane; COPII-coated ER to Golgi transport vesicle. The transcript is spliced from 2 exons.
AUGAUUUGGCUAUCUGAAAGACAAAAAUUUGGAGUUGGAUUCACUGCAGGUGGAAUAUUCUUUUUCCUUUUUGGAAUCUUGACAUUUUUUGAUUCAGGUUUCUUAGCAUUAGGUAAUAUCUUAUUCUUAAUUGGAUUGGUACUUAUAAUUGGUCCUCAAAGGACGGUUACAUUUUUCACUAGACCAACCAAGCUUAGAGGUACUUUAUGUUUUGCAGUUGGUAUCCUUUUAAUUUUAAUGAAACAUGCAUUUAUUGGAUUUAUCUUAGAAAGUUUCGGUAUAUUAGGAUUAUUCGGAGAUUUCUUUGGUACCAUUGUCCAAUUCUUAAGAUCGAUUCCUUACAUUGGAGAUUUAUUAAAUCAUCCAUAUAUAGCCCCAACCAUUGAUAGAUUAGCAGGUGUUAACACUUUACCAGUUUGA